AGGUGGUUGAUGUUAAGAGCUGGAAAUACAAUGUCGUGAUUUUGACAUGUCUAAAUCAUAUGCACUGAAAUUGAGACUUUUGUCCCUACUGUGAUAUGGACUCUGUUAGAUUGUAACAUGCGCCUAUAUAUAUGUACUGUAUCCCAGCAUCCCUAAUCAAUCUAUUAGUUCCACGCAAUCCUAUUACUUUCAGGCUCCAUUGGAUAAUCUUAUUUGUAAUAUCAUGUCAGUGCAAGGAGAAUACAAUCCCUUCACAUGCUUCUUCUCGAGUUUGGCUUGUUUACUUAUCUUAAGCAUCUAUAGACUUUUACCAGAUGUGUGGUGGUUUAAUGAAAUGUUCCAAAUUUGUUAUUAGUUUUAAGGAAAGUUCCAUCGCUUUCCCCCCUCCUGCUCUUUUAACAGUUUUUCCACUCAUUGGCUCCUAGGAAAUGCCAAUUUUUUCUUUGGCUUGCGAUCCAUAAUGACUAAGCCAUAAUGACUGUUGCACAGCGAUCACUCUGCUGAAAGGGGGUUGCCGCAUCCUGAAUGCUGCCACUCUGUGAUAAAGCGACGCAAAUAUUCAGCAUAUUGUGGCAUCAUGUGUCUUUUCCCUGACAGAGGAGAGAUUUCUUUGUUUUGGUUGGGUGUGUGUGUGAGGCCCUUGUAAGGGGUUUCUUUACCCCCCUCUUUCAUCUUCUUAAUAUAAUAUACUGCGUCGUGAAAAAAUUAUGGCAUCAUGUGUCUUCUUAAGACAGGUUUUUCCUCUUAAGGUGGUUUUGCAUAAUGGGCUUGUCGCCAAAACCUGAUGACAUGGUGUACAGUGCUUGGUGGUUGAAGAUUAGUGGCAUGGUUGACAUACCAUUGAAGCCACGACUGAACUCACUGGUUGUUCUAGGAGCUUCAGUAUUUUCUUCUUCUUAAUGCGACGAUACGUGGCUAUCAUGCAUAUUCGGUAUGGCCACCUAUUUCUUGUAGACAUUUCCUAUUUUCAGAAAACUAGGAGGGAGUGGCAAGGAUGAUGGCAAUUGAUCCGUGACCCAGAACAUCACGAUGGGGAUGUCAUGACCAAGGCCAGUAACAGCGGGCUUACAGUUCAUCCUGUUGCGAGAGGAGCAUAUCAGAUUGGCAGUGGCAGACAUCCUGACAGGUCGGGCAGCUGAUGUGGAAGAUACAGAUUAUUGAGGGUGCUAAUGAAUCAUUCAUGAGGCAUAUAUUGUGCAGGUGCGAAGUUAAGACAAGAGAAACUGUGUAGCUUUGUGACUGACAUCAUAAUCACCUUAGAAAGAAACCACCCAUAGCAUUGAGAGCUUACAGCCCUUCUUUACGGAUUCGGAUAGCUUUUGACAAGAAGUCAAAGUCUCAUGAGCGGUAGUAAGUUUUUGUUUCAUUGUCAUAUUUAAUUUAUUUAGAUUCUUCAUAUAUUCUGAGAUUAUGUUUUCCAUUUACAUGUUUCUUCAAUUUUUAAUCUUUUAUUGCAAGGAAAAUGUGAAGAAGCAAAAGUCUCACACCCAGCUAUUUGGAUUCCUCAAGUGCUGUGUUAGGGUGCCCCCUCCCAACCAAAUGGGAGUAAGAUAUCCUUGUAUGUUUCUUGUCCUGCUAUUGCUUCAUGGAGCUAAUGCUGCUUUGAAGGACCCAGUACAGAAAUGGCAGACUCUAAGCGGUGCUCCUCCAUUAGUCAUAGCUCGUGGCGGGUACUCUGGGUUGUUCCCUGAUUCAAGCCACAUUGGGUACCAGUUUGCCCUGGAGAAUAGUCUCCCUGAAGCUGUUCUUUAUUGCGACCUGCUACUUUCUAGCGACAACGUUGGAUUCUGCCAUAGUUGCUUGGCACUUGAUAACUCAACGCUAAUAGCUGAGGUCUUCCCUAAGAAUGGGAAGACAUACAAAGUGAACGGAGAAGAUCGGCAUGGAUGGUUUUCAAUUGACUUCACUUCAAAUCAGCUAAUGCACAAUGUCACAUUGAUCCAGAACGUUCUGUCUCGCCCGAGCAUAUUUGAUGGCACCAUGGGAAUGAGCCUUGUUGAUGAUGUAGUAGGACUCCACCCCCCUCAACUUUGGAUUAAUGUACAGUAUGGCCAGUUCUUCCAAGAUCACAAAUUAAAUAUCGGAGAGUAUAUAUUAUCUAAAGUGAAAGAAUUUGGGUUCAAUUAUGUCUCCUCACCUGAAGUUGGAUUCUUGAAAACCCUUGGUGGGAAGCUCGGGAAAAGCAAUGUGAAGCUCGUUUUACAGUUUCUUGACGAGCAAGUCACUGAACCUUCCACAAAACAAACCUAUGGAGCCAUUCUAAAGGACUUGAAAUCUAUCAAGACUUUUGCCUCAGGAAUUCUCGUCCCCAAGACCUACAUUUGGCCUGUGAACAAGGAUCAUUACUUGCAGCCAGCUACUAAUUUGGUGAAAGAUGCUCAUGCCCUAGGCUUGGAGGUCUAUGCGUUUAAGUUUGCCAAUGAUGACAUCUCAAGUUACAACUACAGCUACGAUCCUAGUGCCGAGUACUUGCAGUUUAUUGAUAAUUCUGACUUCUCUGUUGAUGGUGUCCUCACGGACUUCCCGUCCACAGCUUCAGCAGCCGUAGCCUGUUUAGCACAUACUAAGCACAACCCGCUUCCUCCUCCCGGAAAUGAUACCAGGCCACUGAUCAUCACCCACAAUGGUGCAAGUGGCAUCUUCCCUGGUGGCACUGACCUUGCGUAUCAACAAGCAGUGGAAGACGGCGCAGACAUAAUCGACUGUUCAGUACAGAUGUCAAAGGACGCAGUGCUAUUCUGCCUGGACUCUCCAGAUCUUACAAAAGGCACGACAGCGGCAACAAUGUUCACGACAAAAGUUGCCACUGUGAAUGAAAUACAGAACGGGUCUGGCAUCUUCUCAUUUGAUCUUUCAUGGAGCGAGAUCCAAACUCUAAAGCCUGAUCUCGUUGGCCCGUUCAGUCAAGCCGGACUGAAAAGAAAUCCAGCAGCAAAGAACAGCGGGAAACUCAUGACAUUAGCUGAGUUCCUGGCCUUCUCAAAGAGCAGCAACGUCUCUGGCAUACUAGUUGACAUUCGUAACGCUCCAUACCUUGCAACCAGAGGCAUUGGCAUUGUCGAUGCCAUCUCCAGCGCACUCGUCAAUGCCAGCUACGACAAAGAGACGAGGCAGCAGGUGCUCAUCGCGUCGGACGACACCGCCGUGCUCGGAUCAUUCAACAACUUCCCGGCGUUCAAGCGGGUCCUCCAGAUCGGCAACGUGAUCAGCGACGUGUCCAGGGCGUCCGUGGAGGAAGUGGCCAAGUUUGCGGAUGCCGUGUCGAUCACCCGUGGCUCGGUUGUCCAGGCGCAAGGCUCAUUCCUCGUGCGGUUCACCGACGUGAUCGACAAGAUGCAUGCCGCAAACCUGUCGGUGUACGUCGGCCUGCUCAAGGACGAGUUCAUGAACCUUGGGUUCGACUUCUGGGCUAACCCGAUGGUGGAGAUUGUGACCUACUCGUCGCUGAUGGCUGAUGGGAUUGUGACCGAGUUCCCUGCAACGGCAGCCGAGUACUUCAGGAGCCCAUGCAGUGACUUCAGUAAGAACCUGACCUACACAAUCAUGCCUGCAAAACCGGGGACUUUGAUCAACCUGACGGACCACAGUGCACUGCCACCGGCGCAGGGGCCGGCGCCGGUGCUGGAACCUGCCGACGUCGUGGAUCCUCCGCUGCCGGCGGUAACCGUCGGUGGUCAUGGAGCUGCAUCAUCGUCUUCAAAUGAUUCCAGCACUACGAGCAGCGCCAUGGCGUCCGGCGCCAGCUCUGGCCUUUGCUUGUUGGUGGCUGGACUCGCCGUGCUUUUGGCAGUGUGCUCUCGGUGAUCCUGAGGCCUAGGUGUCGGAAUUGUAAUGUGGGUUUGUUUGGAUAUUUUUACGGACCCAUCAGGGCUGAUUCGUACUGCAAGAUAAUGCACAUGCACUUAAGCAGGUCGACGUCAUAUGCAUGAACGCAGAGAUUAGCUGGAGCUAGACUUUUUUUUUAGACAGAUGCAAACACUCACGCACGGCGGCACACGCACCUUAUCCGAACCUAAAGCCAUGUAGACUUUAGAAAAGAUUUUAACAGCGGAGUUGGAGAUUUAACCAACUCAGUAAUAAGGCGGACAGCUAAGAUAUUCUCAAUUCGUGUUUGGAUGCUGA
Messenger RNA from Setaria italica (foxtail millet), 4122 nucleotides. RefSeq names its product glycerophosphodiester phosphodiesterase GDPDL7. The record is from RefSeq and is a predicted model, not a curated record. The transcript has 13 exons. Gene Ontology annotation, molecular function: glycerophosphodiester phosphodiesterase activity. Gene Ontology annotation, biological process: lipid metabolic process. Bases 1411 to 3804 code for a protein of 797 amino acids. NCBI's taxonomy places the organism in Eukaryota, Viridiplantae, Streptophyta, Magnoliopsida, Poales, Poaceae.